AUGUAUCAGCAGCAGUACCAGCACCAGCCAGCCCAGCAGAGGCAGCAACAGCAGCACGGAGGAGGGGGAGCAGGAGCAGGAGGCGGAGGACAGAACAGAGAACCCGUUGAUCCUUUCCAAGCACGACAGCUCUACAGGAACGAGCUCGCGACCCUCACAUUCAACUCCAAGCCCAUCAUCACCAGCCUCACCAUCUCUGCUGGCGAAAACGCAAGCGUCUCCAAAGUCAUUGUCCAGACCAUCGAGGAGCGACUGAGAACCGCACCCGCGAACCAAAAGCUUCCAACAUUGUACCUGAUCGAUUCGAUUCUCAAGAAUGUUGGCGGUCCUUACUUGAACUUGUUUGCGCGGACAAUCGUUACUCUCUUUCUGGAUGCAUAUGCCGUGGUCGACACUUCAGCAAAGGCGAGCUUUGAAAAGGUCCUUGGAACAUGGCCCAACUGGACCUCGCAGCUGUUCCCAAAGGAACUUAUUUCAAAAAUUGAACAAGGCGUUCGUUCAAUGCGUCAGCAGAAGCAGGGAUCCCACCAGCCGUCCUCAAGUCAUGGUAAACCUCACCACCCGGACCGUUCGCGCGAGGACCCAUAUUCACAAAAUGCCAACAAUAUGCAUGGUAGCAAUGGAUCUCAAAACCGGCCGACGCCCCCACCAGCACCAGUUGAAUCCAGCGGUGACAAUGGUCUGCUGAAGGAUAUCCAGCUUCUCAUGCUCCAGAAGCAGCAUGCGAUGAUCAUGAACCCUGCCGACCAGGCCAGCGCAAAGCAGGUCGGCAUUCUUCAACAGUUGGAGUCUCUUGUCAAGACGACUCAAUUGACACCCGAGAGCUCAAACAUCAUCCGCCAGCAGCUGGCACAACUUUGGACUCCAGCCCCAGCUCCCCCCGUUCUCCCAGUCUUCCCUCAAGGCGGGAUGCCCACUGUAUCGUCGCCAAUGCCACCCAACAUGAUCCCUGGAUCCAUGCCGCCCCUGCAGCCUCCUCAACCUCCUACCAUGCCCCUCCCUCCUAAUAUGCCUUUUCCACCACCUCACUUCCCACCACAGUUCCAGCCUGGAUCGAUCCCCAACCCCCAUAUGAUGGGUGCUCCACUUCCAAUGCCGAUCCCACCAGCUGGCAUUCCAAUGCCAGGAGGUCUUCCAAUGCCUAUCCCUCCUCGCUCGAUGCCUAUCCCUCCUCGCUCGAUGCCCAUCCCUCCUCGCUCGAUGCCUAUGCCCAUGCCGCCUAUGCCAAUCCCCUCUAUGCCCAACGCACCCACCCCACCUACUCUCCCAGGAGCCCCUGCAGCCAACUUAUUUGCCAGUUUGAUGCAGUCAGGACUUUUGGGACCCAAUGGCGCACUUGCCAACUUAAACCGUAACCCACAGCCGCCUAUGAUGGGAGGCACUCCACCCCCUCCAAUGCCUAUCCCUCUUCCUCUCGUAUCUGCUCCCGGACCAGCCUUGGCACCUCCAACAUUAGAUCGGGCAGACCAGAGUGAGCAGGAUCGCAGCGUCAUGUCCCUUGGCAUGAUUGAACUGAGUAGCCAAGACAUUCAACGGAGGAGACCUGCAGCCAUCCAAGUGAUGUACGGAACACCCCCACUGCAGUGCAACCAGUGUGGUUACCGCUGCCCAAAGUCGGCAGAUGCUCAGAAAAAGAUGGACUCUCAUCUUGACUGGCACUUCCGUCAAAACCGCCGUAUGAAGGACAAGGCCAAGAAGAGCCAUUCCCGCAGCUGGCUCGUCGGCGAAGAGGACUGGAUCCAUUCUCGUGAGGGUGACCUGAGCCAGAGUCAACAGCCCGUAUUCUUUGAUUUCGCGUCAGGCGUGAACAAAACCAGCAAGGAUGAACAGGCACUCCAGGAGGAGAUUGCAGCCAUGAAGGAACGGAUCGUAUCUGAAGCGACUUUGGCGCAGGGUCUUUGCGGUAACGAUCCCGGGGCAACCGCCAAUGUCUCGACUCUGAUCGCCAAGGGGUGUUCGAUCUGUAAAGAAAAGUUUAUCAAAGUCUGGAACGAGGCUGAAGAAGAAUGGUCUUACAAGAACGCGGUCGUUGUCGAUAAAAUGGUAAGAAUUGAGUUAGAUUACUUGGUCCGAUCAACCGCACGACAGGCAGCAGCAGCUGCCGCCGCCGUCGCCACCGCCGCUGCAGAAUCCAUGUCAGCUUCGUCAUCAGCAUUACCGUCAACCCUCCCAACCGGCUUUGAGUUGACCACCACCGCACAGAUGGACAUCAAGGACGAGGACAUGAAGGAAGACAUCAACCCAGAGCUGAAGGUGGAAGGUGAUCAACAGUCGCAGGCACUGGGACAAGAUACCAAGGAUCAUGUUAUGACUCUUGCUGCCGCUGCUGGUACUACGGAUUCUGAUCUGCCUACGUCUUUGAAGCGCAAGCUUGAGAUCGACAACGUGGAGGAGUCAGAGUCGGCUUCCAAGAAAUCCAUUCUUUCGAGGGAUUCAUAG
Molecule: messenger RNA, 2439 nt
Organism: Linnemannia hyalina
Lineage: Eukaryota; Fungi; Mortierellomycota; Mortierellomycetes; Mortierellales; Mortierellaceae
Source: the annotation of a GenBank genome assembly